Fonsecaea multimorphosa CBS 102226 is the source of this 546-nucleotide messenger RNA. RefSeq lists its product as uncharacterized. Bases 1 to 546 code for a protein of 181 amino acids. The record is from RefSeq and is a predicted model, not a curated record. The transcript is spliced from 2 exons. NCBI's taxonomy places the organism in Eukaryota, Fungi, Ascomycota, Eurotiomycetes, Chaetothyriales, Herpotrichiellaceae.
AUGAAGUUCAUCUAUCUUUUGGCCCCUCUCUCGCUCGUGGCCGGUGUGAUGGCUGCCGCCCACCCCAGGCGUGACAGCGGUUGGCAAGACUGUCUUUCGCAGACUGAGGCGGAGUCGAUUGUCAACCAAUACAUCUCGAUCCUUGAACAUACCGACGUUGCUGCAGCCAAUGCAACCGCACAAAGCCUUCUCGAUGCAAACUACACCGAGACCAGCGACUCGAUCUUGUCGCUUGAAGGACUGCCGCUCGGAACCGCCACCUUCGUCGGCAAGGACGUGUAUAUCGACGGAACUCUCAGUUCACCAGGUUUGAAUGGUAUCACCACCAUCGAGAUCCUCGUCGCAGGCUGCACCAAGGUGCUUUGGUAUUGGAACUUCUUGGGCGUCGGCAGCGGGCAGUAUGAGGUCAAGGGCUUCAAUCUGUUCACCAUCACGGACUCGUUGCAGAUCUCGGAGACCCAUCUAGAGUUCAACUCUAUCGCUUGGGGUCUCGACACAGGGUACCAGGUGAUCUUUCCCUCGAGUCCAGCUCCCACUCGCAAGUGA